UCCGGUUCCUGGUCACAUGCUAGUGUUGCAGGAUCAGCUGACAGCACACAGCUCCUUCUCCUUUUGAUGCUCUUCCUCGUCCGUCGGCCGACACAUAUCGCUCCUUCUUUCAACACUAUCGUUUUGCGAACUUUGCCUUCACUGGCCUCAAAUUCUCAAUUUGAGCCAAGUGCAUCUCUGAUUCUGCAGGUUCUGACGCCGGGUAGAUGUUGUUGGAGUGGAUGAUGAACGGACACGCCAUUCUUUACACGGGGGUCACUUUGGCCUUCUGGAGCACCAUACUAAUCGUCGGACUCUGCUACACCAUAUUUGACCUUGGGUUCCGCUUUGAUGUGGCAUGGUUUCUGACAGAGACUUCUCCUUUCAUGUGGGCCAAUCUGGGUAUUGGCUUGGCCAUUUCUCUAUCUGUGGUGGGAGCUGCCUGGGGGAUUUACAUCACUGGCUCCAGCAUCAUUGGUGGAGGUGUCAAGGCUCCACGAAUCAAAACCAAGAAUUUGGUCAGCAUCAUCUUCUGUGAAGCUGUUGCGAUCUAUGGGAUCAUCAUGGCGAUUGUAAUCAGCAACAUGGCCGAGAACUUCAGUGGAACAACCCCUGAUACCAUUGGAGCAAGGAACUACCAAGCUGGAUACUCUAUGUUUGGAGCCGGUCUGACUGUGGGUUUUUCCAACCUCUUCUGUGGCAUCUGUGUCGGCAUUGUGGGCAGCGGAGCAGCUUUGGCAGACGCCCAGAACGCCAGCCUCUUCGUAAAGAUUCUCAUCGUAGAAAUCUUUGGCAGUGCCAUCGGCCUGUUCGGAGUUAUUGUAGCCAUUCUGCAGACGUCAAAAGUAAAAAUGGGCGACUAAGAAGCCAUUCCCACACUGAGAAGAUGGACACUGCGGAGAAAAAAAAAAAGAUGGAUUAUUGUGUAAAUACAUCGUAAAUUAUUUAAAUGUCUCUAUUUGCCUGGUAUCAUUUUUAACCAUCAUCCAUACACGCAGAGGUUAAGCAAGAAAACUUGGGAUUAAAUGAUUGAAGCAGCCGUACAAAUAAAAAUGUACAUGAUUUAGAGGGACUCGACAUUUUCGAUUUAUUGCCAGUCAACAGUCAGUGGCAUCGUUUUGCCUGACCUCUUUUGGAUGAAUGAUGAGUUAAAAAUUACACUAGAGUAUUUGAAAUAUUUGUGUGUGUGCGUGCGUGUGUGUGUACGCUGGAUCUGUGAUUGAUUUUCUUUUUUUCCUUUUUUCUUUUCUAUUUUCCUGUGAAGCAUGAGGGUGUUAAUUGUUGUGUUUGUAGCCUGGUCUGUUUUUUUUGUUUUGUUAUUUCUUUAUCUGUUCUUUACUAAUUAACAAGUGGUCCUUACUCCACAUCGUGGCCCAAAUACAGUAUUUGUCAGAUUCCCUGCUGUAGAAAAUUAAGGAUCUUGGUCUGAAAUCAUUAGUGAUGUGACGGGGGACAAAUCGCAGCAGCAGCAGCAGCAGCAGCAGACCUGCUCUAAAUAUGUCAUUAAUGUCCUUACCUCCUGAAACUGUCUGGGCACAACUCAUUAAUCAUAGCUGCUGUGUUUUUCCCUCUGCGUCUUUCCCGCUUUUUCAAUUCUGUCUUAGCCUCAUCACUUUCACUCACAUAUACAAGGAUUAAUGAAACCCAGGAAGACGAGGAGUCAAGUACUAACAGCGAGAGGUGUUAAUGGAAACGCUUUGGUCUGAGACUUGUAUUUUAAAUAAUCUCGAGUGACCUAGACUGUAAAAAAAAAAAGAUCGACUCCCUUACAAAAGCAGCUCUUUGGAUUCAUAAUCUGAACGUCUUUCUUUUACACAAACACACACUGUAUUGAAUGUUAACUGUUCACGUCUGCAUCUUUAAAUAUUUUUGACAUUCCAUAAGAUUCCUUCAUGUGUUUUAAAAAAACAAAAAAAAAACUGAGAUAUGUGUGUGUAGAGUUUACUUUGAAUAGCAGAUGAUGUUGGACCCUCGGUACAUUACACUAAAUGCACCAUUAUAGCUGUAUGAUAUUAAUUUGUACAGAGGCUCCUGUAAGCUGGAUGCUGCUUUGUUUCGACUGUAUCCCGUGUGUGUUAACUUACAAAUCUGGUAAAUCAGGUUAUAUAUAUUUUAUUUGGCAAGUUUCCUGAUAAUUAAGCCGACAUUAGAAUAAAAUGGAAGAGGUCACCAUGUGCAAAAGUGCUGCAGUAUUCAGUCUAAUGUUUUUGACACGUACUGAAACCCAUUUUGUUCUUGAGGUCUCCAGACCACAGCUACCCCUGUGAUUUGACUUUGAUUCUGCUCAAGAACUUAUGACAGAAAGAACAAACCCUUGAAAAGAACAUGUAGUUAUCUCCCAAAGUUGUCUUCGCCGGAAGCUCAUCUUUGCCCACAUGAUGGUUUUCUAAUUGAACCUGGAUCAGACGCACAUUUAAACCAGGCUCUGUACCAAACCCCUGGCUGUCAGUGAAUAAAUAGUUGGUAACGUGUGUUUGUUAUGUUGAUGUGACGGUGAUCAGAAAAUAACUCAAUGUUUUUGACAUUGUGUGAUAUGAGAAAGCAAAUUUAAUCUUCCUUCUGGCUUCAUACAUGUCCCUGAGAAAAUAAAAUGGUUCAGUUGA
Molecule: messenger RNA, 2582 nt
Organism: Solea senegalensis (Senegalese sole)
Lineage: Eukaryota; Metazoa; Chordata; Actinopteri; Pleuronectiformes; Soleidae
Gene: atp6v0b
Product: ATPase H+ transporting V0 subunit b
Exons: 8
Coding region: 207-842 (211 amino acids)
Biological process (GO): proton transmembrane transport
Cellular component (GO): proton-transporting V-type ATPase, V0 domain
Molecular function (GO): proton-transporting ATPase activity, rotational mechanism
Source: RefSeq, a predicted model, not a curated record